AUGAUGGAAGGCCUGGACGACGGCCCCGACUUCCUCUCGGAGGAGGACCGCGGACUUAAAGCAAUAAAUGUAGAUCUUCAGAGUGAUGCUGCUCUGCAGGUGGACAUUUCUGAUGCUCUGAGUGAGAGAGACAAAGUAAAAUUCACUGUUCACACAAAGAGUUCAUUGCCAAAUUUUAAACAGAACGAGUUUUCUGUUGUUCGACAACAUGAAGAAUUUAUCUGGCUUCAUGAUUCCUUCAUUGAAAAUGAAGAUUAUGCAGGUUACAUUAUCCCUCCAGCACCACCAAGACCUGAUUUUGAUGCCUCAAGGGAGAAACUGCAGAAACUUGGAGAAGGAGAAGGGUCUAUGACAAAGGAGGAAUUCACGAAGAUGAAACAGGAGUUGGAAGCUGAGUAUUUGGCAAUAUUCAAGAAGACGGUUGCAAUGCAUGAAGUGUUUCUGUGUCGUGUGGCUGCACAUCCCAUUUUGAGGAAAGAUUUAAAUUUCCAUGUCUUCCUGGAAUAUAAUCAAGAUUUGAGUGUGCGAGGAAAAAAUAAAAAAGAGAAACUUGAAGAUUUCUUUAAAAACAUGGUUAAAUCAGCAGAUGGAGUAAUUGUUUCUGGAGUAAAGGAUGUAGAUGAUUUCUUUGAGCAUGAACGAACAUUCCUUUUAGAAUAUCAUAACCGAGUUAAGGAUGCAUCUGCUAAAUCUGAUAGGAUGACAAGAUCCCACAAAAGUGCUGCAGAUGAUUACAAUAGAAUUGGUUCUUCAUUAUAUGCUUUAGGAACUCAGGAUUCUACAGAUAUAUGCAAGUUUUUUCUUAAAGUUUCAGAACUGUUUGAUAAGACAAGAAAAAUAGAAGCACGAGUGUCAGCUGAUGAGGACCUCAAACUUUCUGACCUUUUAAAAUAUUACUUAAGAGAAUCCCAAGCUGCUAAGGAUCUCCUCUAUCGAAGAUCUAGGUCAUUAGUGGAUUAUGAAAAUGCCAAUAAAGCACUGGAUAAAGCAAGAGCAAAAAAUAAAGAUGUUCUGCAGGCUGAAACAUCCCAACAGUUAUGUUGUCAGAAAUUUGAAAAAAUAUCUGAAUCUGCAAAACAAGAACUUAUAGAUUUUAAGACAAGAAGAGUUGCUGCAUUCAGAAAAAAUUUAGUGGAACUGGCAGAGUUAGAACUGAAGCAUGCAAAGGGUAAUCUACAGUUGCUGCAGAACUGCCUGGCAGUGCUCAAUGGAGACACAUAA
This is a messenger RNA of Rangifer tarandus platyrhynchus (Svalbard reindeer), 1221 nucleotides long. The record is from the annotation of a GenBank genome assembly. Lineage: Eukaryota; Metazoa; Chordata; Mammalia; Artiodactyla; Cervidae.